AUGUUUGUUGGAGGGGUGGAGCCGUUUCCUGAGGUGCAUGAGAACUCUUGUGGCAGCUCUAGGGAGAUGGAGAACAGCGUAGAGAAUCGGUCAAACACGUCUACGACAUCAGCGGGUGAUCAUGGUACCUCCAUGUCGACAGGGAUAUGCGGGAGUGGAGCAGUGCUUGUUAUGAUUUGCGAAUUUGACUCAUUGAUUCACUACAGUGUAAGUAGGCCUUCUUACUUUGGUUAUCCUACCAGUACCAGCAUAGGUUCUACUUUCUUCUGAUUCUAAUUCUCAUUCUAAAGGCCCAAGAGGCCUGAUCAUGUUUUCUAGUCCUGAAACCCUCUAAGACUUAAUAAUGUUUUCUGUAUGAUGAUCAUGUUUUCUAUGAUGUAUUACUGAAAAAUCCCUUCUCUAAUCCACGCGGCAGUUCAUCUUCGAGUUCCUCACGAACGUGGCUGUGUCAGCAAUGCACUACUUGGAUAGCCAUGGAAGAGGAGCGGUGUCCUGUUUGCAGCAUGUGGGAGGCACCAAAACCCAAGCGACAGAGAGUACUCUUGCUAGACCUCCCUUAUUUCAGUCAGUACCUCGGUUAUUUUCAGUAGUUGCUCGCUUAUUUCAGUUUUUCGAAUAGAGAGUUUCCAGCAAGAACCAGUAGUACUGGGAAGAAGUUAAAAUAUUUUUGUACUAUGAGCUGCACAUCAUGAUCUGACGUGCUAGCAAAGAGUAUCCGAAGGACUUGAUGAUUUAGACCCUAACAUCAAGAACAACUCAGUAGUAGUAGCACCACAGAUCCACGACGACCUUCUCCCAAACAACACCCCACAACUAGUUGCCGACGCCGCAACGCGAUGGGCAGAAGGGACGGGAGAAAGGACGUGAAAAGGGUAUGCAGCGAAGAGGAGCAGGCUCAUGGCACUGCGCGGACUGUUAUUACGAUAAUUUUCCGGAUAGAACAACCUGCAAUAAGUGCCUGAAGCCGAGAGAAGCAUGCGAAGGUUAGAUUUCUUUCUAAAAUCAUCUUCAAUAUGCUGUUGUCUAACGAUUGGAGACGAUCUGAUCAUCGUACUUUUGCAUUUGUGAUUGUUGAAAUUUGUUUUCUCUUUUGUCUAAUCAGGACUUUUUAAUAAGUAAGAACGAAUUUUACUCCAAAAAAAAUGUAUAGGUAAAGGAGCGUGUGGAGUAGAGGGAGAGAGUGCAAAUGGGGCCACCGCUAAAAAAUGCACCACAACAGUUGUUGCUACAACAGUAGCUGCAGGUGAUCUCUGCAACAUUUUUUAGAAGCGCUCAUUAUUGCCAGCUAGUGUGGUGGAGGUUUUUUUUUGUUUACGUAUGCAUCUUUUAAGGAAGAGUAAGAGUAUUUUUUCUUUCGUGUUUGCUUUGCAAGAUUUGUUUCUUUGCUAGUCAGUAUCAUCUUGCACUUUUUCUCUGAAUUUAUCGAUGUUAACUUUUCUUGCACUGAAAAAAAACACAGCAGGAUCAGACAUGGGGAUAAAACGAAAGCUACCGGAUCCUAGCCGCGCGAUGCUGGACUACGACCCUGCCCUGCCAGAUCCCUUCACAGCAAAAGGAAAAGGCAAGGGGAAAGCCGGUCUGAGAAGCUUAGCAGCUUUACUUGGGAACAAUAAACUGGAUAUUAAGGCUCUGAGUUAGAUCUUGAAAUGACAGAGACAGUUAUUUAAUAAUGCCUUGAAACAAAUAAGUCUGUUUAGUUAAUUAGGGGGUAAAAGUCGUCAGGGAAAUCUUGGGCAGGUUGCCUAAUAGAUUCGCGUCAGUUUUUAGGGCAACAAUUUGGGCGUGUACUACUACCCAGUCUCUUCUUCUAUUUCACUUAGCUCCUCCAAUGUCCUCGCAGACCUAGAACGGAUAUUUGCGUCAUCGAAGGAGCUAAGGGAAGCAGCAGCGGCACAAGGCAUUUACGACGUACAUCAACUGCAGUCAGCUCUAGUCGCAAUAGUUAGACAACAAGCAAGCUCGAUGGCGUCUAAUAGAAAAGACACCUACAACCGUGGCAAGGGCGGAGCGAGAAGUGGUAGUGGCUUUCGAUUGAGUAGAAGUAUUCUUAAAAUUUCAUGAUGAUCACGACGUUGAUCCCUGUAAGUAUGUUGUUUGUUUUUUGUGUCACGAAGACUGAGCAAAGGCAUCCUAUCAUAUCCAUUUAGACGUAGACAAUUGUAAAGCUGCAGUCUAAAUAUAACAUCUUCAUCAAAAGAAGUGCAAAACCUUGCAACACCUAAAAAAGACCAACAACCCUCUCUCCCACCCCUUGCAACUAGACAAUACCUCGCGAACAGGUAAAUGAAUGAAAUCAAACAUCAUCAACGCCCCCUGAUUGGGUUCACCAUAUAACAUCUUCAUCAAACAUCAUCAACAUCCCCUGAUUGGGUUCACCAUAUAACAUCUUCAUCAAACAUCAUCAACAUCCCCUGAUUGGGUUCACUACUCCACCCCGCGGACGACCACAGGCGUCCACGAAACAUUGCGGAUGACGGAUUCAGGACACGUAGUACCAGUGGAUAAGAGUUCAUCACGUACGUCAACGAUUGAAGACGUUGAGCACCUGAAUACGCUCUUCCGGGAUAGCAGUACUUUUUACUAGUUUUAUGUACAAUUAGACAAUACCUCGCGAACAGGUAAAUGAAUGAAUGAAUGAAUGAAUGAAUGAAUGAAUGAAUGAAUACAACUUACUACUUUCAUGCGCGGCAGCGUACUUACUACUUUCAUGCGCGGCAGCGUUGCUACAUUUAUAAAUUUCAGUAGUCUACUUUACCUGUAAUCAUGACGAAAAUGAACUGCUUGUUUUGCACCAACCCAGAUGGCGGUCAUGGUCCUUGAAUCAUUGUCAGGUACAAAUAGCGCAGGCACGUCGCCAGAGAUAGCGAAAGUUAAGGAGGAAAAGAUGCUCUAUGAGGGGAUCUUGCAAAAGCUGAAGGAGAAUAAGGUACAACUUCUACUUCUGCCUUGAGUCAAACAUCUAGAUCAUUGCUGUCACAUUCGAUUUGUGCAAAUGCUCAUACUCGUCGCUUACUCGUUCAAAUAUCUUGAUCAGUCUAAUAAUUAAAACUUCUGCAAUACCCCAUGAAUGCGUACACGACUACUACUACUACUAAACCAUUACUCCCCAGGAAGAAGAAGAUUACGACUUUGAUGCUUUUGGGCCUUCUGAGAAGUGUCCCUUAGCAGACCAUCCGGAGCUAGAGAAUUAUGGCAUUAAUGGCCCAGAGCAUACGACACUCCUCAAAUUCUGGUCAGGGAGCUCGCGAAAAGAGGCUGAGGUACUUCUUGUUUUGUAGUUAAGGGUUUCCAAAUUUCAUCCUCCACCAGCAUCCUCGAGCUUAUUUCUAGUAGGAAAAAGGCUAAGAGUGUUCUGAGGAAUGCAAUUCUGCAACCUCAAACGUAGUUGACAAUCAUAAUCAAGCUGAAACUCUUUUUUUGCUUCAUUCUUUCCUUGACAACCUCCUCGAGGCUAGCUACCGUUUCAAAAUCCGUUUUCAGUUUCGUGUCUCCCACCUGCUCAAUUUGUUUUAGGUACAAUCAUCAUCGUCAUCAUCAUCCCCAGCUCUCGCCACUACUUCUACAGAUCUGUCCUCGAUUCCACGUCCUAGAAGCUGGCGAAUGGCGCUGUGCAGGUUGCGGCGGAGAUAACCGAAAUCAAGACCGUAUUUGCACACACUGCGAUGAGAUUCGGGAAACGACACAAUGGUUAUAAGGCUCCAAAGAUUCAGAAUAUGUUGAUUCUUCUGAGCUGGUGUCAAUGUGUUGAUUCUUUUUGAGUCUCUUCUGCGAUACGACAGUUCAUCUCUAUUAGCGAUGCAAACAAAGUGAAGAAAUAUGCGCACAUUUACUUCGGUCAUCCAACAUCAAAACAGUAAUAAUAUCUUAUCUCGCAUCUAACUAGCUAAUUAAAUCUUCUGUACCCCGCGAUUGGGUACACUACUACUACUACUCCUACUACUACUCGUGCUCGUCCUCCUGUUCGUCCCUCUCUUCUAAUUUCCCUGUCGCCAUAGUUGUACAUGGCAGCCAAAUGUCGUAGGCGACGCAGAAAAAGUGGAGAUGUGUGCCGUGUGCAAGAAACCUCGGACAAGAUGCGAAGCAACGCCAGAGAUGGAAGUCUUUCGGAUAUUUGGGUACUUACUUCUACGUACUUGAUUUUAUUUCUUAAAUUUGUUGCUCAUCAGAAUUUGUACUGAGAGAUGUGAAGACGAAAUCGGCAACCAUGAUCGGCAUAAACAAGCCUCAAAAUUGACCUCUUGCCAGGCACAUCAAUCAAUCAAUCAAUCUGCCAGACUACGACUAGGGCAUCAGUAAGACUAAGAUUCCAAGUCGUCGUUCUUAAGCUAUCCUCGUGUGUACACAUCAAAAUUCUUGAUCCAAGGUAUCGCCAUGAGGAAUCGGAGGAAGGGACGACGUAUGAGGAUUUGGUACACGGAAUGGUCUGCGUGAUGAAGCGCAUUCUGAAACGUUAUUCCAUCAUGGAAGAAAAGGAGCGAUGCCUUGCCAAUGGAGGUUAAAGGAAUGCCUUCUAUCAGAGGCAAUGCAGUGGUAUAGGCAGCACUUCACUACGACAGGGCUUCACUACGAGAUCUUAAGUAUCUUCUGGGUAUCCGCGUAUUAUGUGGAUGAAUGUUGAAUAUUUGACUUCCUGCUAUGACUUCUUGCGGGAGCAGGGUGGGAGAUGACUGGCAAGGUUGUUGUAUUCAGUACAUAGCAGCUACCUGCCUCGUUCUUGAAGAGUGAUGCGUAGCUGCUUUGUGCGCACAUCAGCCAUCCUACUCCAAUCCUCGAUGAAUGAUGCUAUAUUAUUUGGGACUAUAAUUUUGUACAGUCGUGGAAGGCAUGUGAAGGUCAGUCAUGAUCUUUGUACUACUGUAAAUAUCACAUUGGUUUCACUACAAACUACUACGAGUCUUUUUACUACAAUCCUUCGAUGAAAUAAACAGAAGUAUCCUACUUACUAAGAACAAGAACUGACUGAUGUUAUUGUAUGCCUUCGAAAUUUCCAUAUGAUCUUUGUUUUUUUAAUCUUUUCCAUCGUGUGUAUUGGUGUAGUGGCUUUUCAAGUUUGUUACCUUAUAUCUGGCACUAUUGUUGAUACUAAUCUCUUCCUGUAAUUCCUAUCUGAUUCUCAAACCAUGACUGCGGGUGCUAAUAUGAAUCGAAAUGAAUAUCAAAGGUACACUAUACUACUACUACUAAGGCUAUAGUCGUUCCUUAUUGGAUGAUAUUGUGGGAUCAAAUAAUUAAAGCGUCCUUUGGAUUAUAAAAAUUGGGUGAAUUCUUAUAGAUGGUGAGUACUAGUAUGAUGAUGUCCAAAAUUUUGAAUAUUUUUGCUCGUCCCUUACUUACAGUUAUGAAGAGAUUGUCGCUCCGCAGGUUUUCUUGACAGCCCCCCUCCAACGAAUUUCUUUCUUCCUACAAUAGUAUGUGUAAAUCCUUAGUACAACGUCUUCUACGAAAGCGAAUAUUUACGGUACCGCAAUAAAUCGUGUCAUGAGGUGAAACAAGAAACUAUUGUGUAGUCAUCACACACAAUUGUUUCUUCUUCUUCACAACCAUGAAAUGUACUAUCUCUCUCCUUUUCCUAAUGAGCCUAAAUUUUCCAGUCACUUGUGCCUAAGAAAUAAUCGACUUCGACAAUCUGACCUCGAGUUGCCUCUCGCGUUACCUAAGCCACUUCUCCUGCUUAUAGCACUCUAUCACUUAGCCAGUGUGGCUAGUGAUGGUUGCCUGAGUGGACCACCAUAUUCACCACCACUAGACCACUACCUAUGAGUAUGCUUACAAGCCACCUCGUUCACCAUGGAUUAUUCUAGAAAUAUUAUUUCUUAUAUCAAAAUCAACACUUGCUCUGUACAUCUCCCUACUAAAACAAAAAAAUACAAGACGAACAAAUCAGUGAAUACCCGCAUUACACCCUAAAUCCCAUUUAUUUCCCCCCUGUGUCGCCAAAGUUGCGACCUUACUUUUAGUUCUUAAAAUAAAACAAGCGCCAUAUCAUGAUGUUUCUCUUGGCAACGCGGUGAUUGUACGCAAGAGAUGUAUUCUUGGCCGGAUUGAACGAGUUGGCUCGUCUAUUUGUCAUACCUAAUUGUUGUGAGAUGUACUUGACUUCAAGAACUUCUAUGUGAAUGUUGUACUAUCCUGUACUUUGCACAACAAAUAUUAAGAAUUAAUUGUGAUACCUGUUCUCAUAAGCCAAUAACUUCUAGAGACAAGAAGUCCUGUUCAACAUGACCAUCCUGCUAUUGGAAUUUUCUGCUUGAUUCUAAUGGGAAGAUGUUUACCAAAACUUCUUGUUCUCCAGAAAAUAAGAUGUUUGUCCGCUAUUGUUCUCGCUGUGGAGGGAGACUGGAGCAU
This is a messenger RNA of Amoebophrya sp. A25, 6345 nucleotides long. Lineage: Eukaryota; Dinophyceae; Syndiniales; Amoebophryaceae. The record is from the annotation of a GenBank genome assembly.